Cucumis melo (muskmelon) is the source of this 814-nucleotide messenger RNA. RefSeq names its product tobamovirus multiplication protein 2B. The transcript is spliced from 6 exons. NCBI's taxonomy places the organism in Eukaryota, Viridiplantae, Streptophyta, Magnoliopsida, Cucurbitales, Cucurbitaceae. Bases 58 to 453 code for a protein of 131 amino acids. The record is from RefSeq and is a predicted model, not a curated record.
AAUCCAAGAAAUGGCAAAUCUGCUUUCCGACGGAAGAAGCUUCAGGCGACGCCAACAAUGGCGACAGCUUCCCCAUCAGGUCGAAGCAACAGAGAUGGAACAGCCAAAGCCAUGGUUGCCGACCACAUUUCUCAGUCUGUGCGAUCCACGUCAAAUCUCCUUCAUCUAAUGCAGCAAUCUUCUUCAGCUCAGGCUCAGUUAAGAAAGUUGCCAAAGAAUCUUUUGGCGAAAGCAUCUACCAUGAGAAAUACUGGGAAAAUCUUAGAGCAGAUGCCGCAGGUGGUUUCAUCAUUAGAUGCAUAUGUUGAGAAGGGACUAGAAAGCAUUCCUCGUUUGCAAACUGUCGUGCAAUUACUUACAAACAUGGAAAGCUCCCAGCUGAAAUCUCUCUCUCAAUUCCAACACCCUCAAGAGGAGAGCGAAUCUCUUCAUCAACCGAAAGAUGUGGACUAGCAAUUCUGUCCUUCCAAAACAUGUAAAGAUAAGGCCAUAAGAACAUUCACUUACCAAUUGUGAAGUGUGAACUAAUGAAUCCCAGUUGGAUCAAUCAAUGAAGAAGCCAAUUUUGGUUUCUGUGUUCCAUGCUUUCAAGCAUGGAUUUAAUUACCACGUCGAUAUCGAUAUAUAAAUUUUACCGAUCUAUGAGAUAUCGAUAACGAAGAUAAGUCGUGAAAUUAAUAAAAUUUAGUUAGAUUAAUAACUAAUUUUUUUGGACUAAAUAGAUAACAUUUCUUUUAUAUGUUUUAUGAGCAUUUAUAAAGAUGUUGAUAUUUGUGGAUGUUUAAUAUAAAUUUCGAACUCUUCGAUUUCAUCA